AGGACACUCUAAACGCAUGAGUUCAGUCAACAGAAACCAGAAACAGACUAUAUACAGUCUGUUUAUCGAAAAAAUUCAGUUAAUAGUUUUACGAUUCGAACGAGACACACGUGGAAAUUUUCAUACUACAUAGUAACGUUUAUUAACAUUUUUCAUAACUGGGAAUUUUAAACUUUUAAUAUGGAAAUUGAAAACUACGAUACACCACUGGAGAAUGAAAACAACGAACCCUAUUCAGAUCCUUCAAAAGUUGUGCGACCGAAAUCUCUAGAGGAAUUAAUUCAAGAACUGCAUAAAAUAUUUGCUCAUGAAAAAGUAAAUGUAGAUUAUGUUCAACGUUUGAUGACAUUAUACAUUAGUAACAAAAGGGAAUGGAAAAAAUAUGCCAAGUCCGACCCUCACAGGUAUACAAGAAAUUUGGUGGACGAAGGAAAUGGUAAAUUUAACUUGAUGUUGUUAUGUUGGGGCGAGGCUCAUGGUAGUAGUAUUCAUUCUCAUGCUAAUUCCCACUGUUUUCUGAAAGUUUUAGAUGGUAAAGUAAGAGAAGAACUUUAUGAUUGGCCAAGUGAAAGCUCGACAACGGAAAUGAAACCAAGAGCUAUCAAUGAAUAUGAAACCCCAUGUUGCACUUAUAUCAAUGAUAACUUGGGCCUUCAUCGUAUUGAGAAUCCGAGUCAUUCUGAUCCAGCAGUUACUCUUCAUCUGUACUCUCCACCGUUUUCUGAAUGUGAUAGUUUCGAUCAGCGGACAGGACAUAAACAGAAAUGCAAAGUUACGUUUUGGAGCAAAUUUGGUCAACGAACACCAUUUGGAAAGAGAGGAACUUGCCAAGAAGCUCAACAAUAUGCUGAAAAUAAUUAGAUACUGUAAACAGAAUUUGCCUUACUUUUUGAAUGCCAAUAAUAAUAUUUGCUCAUUUAUUUUAAAUUGUUAUUUUUACUAACAAAGUUUGACUUAUUGCAUACCAUGAUAUAGAUUACAAUAAUGUUAUAAUUUAGAGUUGUUAAAUCUUUAUAUCGUAUUUAUUUAUUAUAAAUAGUGUAUAUAUCAUUAUAUCACAGUGCUGUGCCUUAAAAGGAUUCAAUCCUAACUUACUAACGCGCCCAAUUCUCACCUCGGUAGCACAAUUUUUUUGUAAUGUAAACAAACGCAAAGGUUGCAUGAAUGGAGAACCAACCCUCAUUACAAUUCUGAAGAGAAUUGGCAUAUUUAAUUGCCUUUCAGUAAAUGAUACAUUCCAAACAUGUAAUUAUAAUACAAAAUAUGCAAAACAAAUCAUUCAUUGAUGUAUAUACAUACAACUAUAAAUAGUACACAUGCCUUCUGAAAAUCAUCGGAAGGAUGUACCAGUACACCCGAUAACAUAUAGCAUUUUUCUGAAGUCAGGUUUUUCAGAUAGCUUAGUUUCUCUCCUAUAUUUGUUUGUAUUACAUACAAAUUAUUCACAUUCUUUGAAUUUUAUUAUAUGGUUCAUGUUCUUGUGUGAUGUACACUGUUUUAUUAAAUAAAAUGUCUACGAUGAAAA
Messenger RNA from Lottia gigantea (owl limpet), 1525 nucleotides. RefSeq lists its product as hypothetical. Gene Ontology annotation, biological process: L-cysteine catabolic process. The transcript has 4 exons. The record is from RefSeq and is a predicted model, not a curated record. The coding region runs from base 181 to 861 and encodes 226 amino acids. Lineage: Eukaryota; Metazoa; Mollusca; Gastropoda; Lottiidae. Gene Ontology annotation, molecular function: ferrous iron binding; cysteine dioxygenase activity.